AUGGCGACAUCCUGUGCUCCCGUUUCAAUCUCAGGUGUAUCUCAUCGAAGGACAAGUGAGCUAGGUUCGAGAAAGGUUGACGUGUUCGGGAAGUCGUCAAAGCUGAUUGUGCAGAGGAAAUUUAACCAACUCCCAGCAAAUCAGAAACUCUCAGUUCGUGCAGAAUACGGUAAUAACAGGGGUGGUGGCGGCGGCGGCGAUUUUGCUGCUGGUUUUCUCUUAGGAGGGGCCAUAUUCGGAACUUUAGCUUAUGUGUUUGCUCCUCAGAUAAGAAGAUCUCUACUAAACGAGGAUGAAUAUGGGUUUCGCAAAGCCAAGAGACCAAUUUACUACGACGAAGGCUUAGAAAAGACGAGGCAGACGUUGAAUGCAAAAAUCAGCCAGCUGAACAAUGCCAUCGACAACGUGUCCUCUCGUCUGAGAGGUGGCAGUGGCAAUAACAGUGCGACUUCGGUGCCCCUUGAAACAGAUCCAGAGGUCGAAGCCACCAUGUGA
This is a messenger RNA of Linum trigynum, 495 nucleotides long. The record is from the annotation of a GenBank genome assembly. NCBI's taxonomy places the organism in Eukaryota, Viridiplantae, Streptophyta, Magnoliopsida, Malpighiales, Linaceae.